AUGUGCAAAGUAGGUCAGGGAGUCCACGGGCGUCGAGCUUCCACGUGCGUUCUGUCGGCAACGAUAGAGGCGUGUAAAAUAAAAUGGUCCUUCGCGCUGUAUUUUAUGGAUGGAAUAGUGAUGAAUUUAACGUUAAUGAAGGGAUGCGACCAUAAUCCCUCGGAAGACGCAAAUGUCAAUGCUAAGUGGAUGGAGCAGAUGUCCGAGGAGGCGCUAAGGUUGAACUUGUUGAAGCGAGGCCUGGAGUCGCCCAACGAGCGCGAGGAGGCCUUGGCCAAGCGCCUGAAAAUGGAGGGCCACGAGGCCAUGGAGCGCCUCAAGAUGUUGGCGCUGCUCAAACGCAAAGAUCUGGCCGCCCUGGACGUCGCCGGGCCCCUGGGCGGCGACGGCAAGGGCCCCGGUCCCGGCCCCGGCGCCAGCGCCAGCGCGCUCCACCAUCAAAGCCUCAUGGGCGCCGCCUAUGAGGAGAAGCUGAAUGGGACUCUGAGACUCGGGGGGCACGGCGGCCCCAGUAAGAACGGCAAGGAGAACGUCCUGGACGAGCCGGUGGACAUGAGCGCCGGACGCAGAUGUGAGGCAGACCGCGAGAGACGAACCCCAUCCCCGGACGUCAUCAUCCUGUCGGACAACGAGGCAUCCAGUCCCCGAGCGACACCUCGCCCCGAAGAGCGCCGGAACCAUGCCAACCUGGACAUGUUCAAGGGCAAGACCGGAGAGGAAAGGCAGCAGAUGAUCAAAGCUCUGCGCGAGGAGCUGCGUUUGGAGGAGGCUCGCCUGGUGCUGCUCAAGAAGCUCCGACAGAGUCAAAUGCAGAAGGAGAACGUGGUGCAGAAGGUAUCGGUGGUCCAGAAUGCCGCCUCUUCCGGGCAGCCGCCCUCCAUGCACAGCUCCUCUGGACUGGGGAAGCUUCCGGUCCGGUCGGGCGUGCACAACCCAGAGCCGCAGAAUCUGCGGACGGCACAGGGUCACACAGUCAUCAGGUCAGGAGCCAACGCCAGCCUGCCACCCAUGCUCAUGUCCCAGCGGGUGAUUGCGCCCAAUCCCGCCACAUUGCAAGGACAGCGGCUCUCCAAACCUGGGAUGGGUCGCUCCAGCAUGGGCAACGCCGUAAGCUACCAGCAGGCCAGCCAGCAGGUGGCAGCAUCGCAGCGAUCAGGCUCCAGCGCCAUGUACAUGAACCUUGCCCACAUGCAAGCUGCGGCGGCGGCGGCGGCUGGGGCAGGCGGCGGCGGCGGCGGAGGAGGCGGAGGAGGAGGCGGGAUGGCGGGCGGCCUGGGCGCAGCCUCGGCCGUCAGCCCGUCCAAUCUGUCCGCCUCUGCCAGCGGAGGGGUGAAUUCCAUCGCCGACCAGGCCAGCAGCCAGGCCGCUGCCAAGCUGGCCCUGAGGAAGCAGCUGGAGAAAACGCUGCUGGAGAUCCCCCCGCCCAAGCCCCCCGCCCCGCUCCUCCACUUCCUGCCGUCGGCCGCCAACAGCGAGUUCAUCUACAUGGUGGGCCUGGAGGAGGUCGUGCAGAGCGUGCUCGACAGUCAGGGAAAACUGCGGGGCACGCUCUCCCGCACGGAGCCCUUCUUCUGUGCCCAAUGCAGAACGGAUUUCACCCCCCACUGGAAGCAGGAGAAGAGCGGGCGCAUCCUGUGCGAGCAGUGCAUGAUGUCCAAUCAGAAAAAGGCUCUCAAGGCGGAGCACACCAACAGGCUGAAGAACGCUUUCGUCAAGGCUCUACAACAGGAGCAGGAGAUCGAACAGAGGCUGCAGCAGGCGGCCCUUUCGCCUGGCUCCGCCCCCAGCGGCCCCAACGCCUCCAAGACUGACUCGCUGAUCCGACACCACGCUCUGCGCCAGGCGCCUCAACCCCAGGCUUCUCUGCAGAGAGGGCUGUCCAAUUCGGCGCGGGGUGUCCUGUCUAACUUUGCCCAGGCCUCUCAGCUGUCGGUGGCCAGCAGCCUCAUGGGCAUGGGCGGCGCCAAGCACUGCGGCGGCGGCAACGGCGGCGGCGGCAGACUGCAGCACGACAGCCGUCGGCAGAUUUACAACAUCCCAGGGUUAAACAUCGCCUACCUGAACCCGGCGGCGGUGGGCGCCCACAAGAGCUCCAGCCUCGCCGACCGGCAGCGAGAGUACCUGUUGGACAUGAUCCCCCCCCGAUCCAUAUCGCAGUCCAUCAGCGGACAGAAAUGAGCGGCCAGGCGCCCGUCCGUCCGCAGACGCCCAGGCCCCCCCGUCGUACGACGCCACACCCAAGCACUCCGCCAUCAGCCAAUGUGUCCCCCCCCCCACGCCCCCUCUUUGCCCCCGCCCCCAUCAUCGCAUGCAGUGCCUGUCCUUGUGCCUACCUUCAACUGACCCAUUCAGAGCUCGCGCCAAGACAACAAAAUGUGAACCCGUCUCAAAUGGAAGGAACAUGCUUCCCAUUCCCCUUGAAAUGCAAGUCCCGGGCUUUGGGGGGGGGGGGGGGGGGACUCGGUUACAAUGACUUCUUAUCCUUUUUUUUUUUUUAUGUUUCUUCGCCACCAUCCCUUCAUCGAAGGAAGUGACGAUGAAAUCAUCGGAGGGUCACGUUUGACUUUUUCAUUGGGGAGGGGGGGGUGGCUCCUCUCCUCUAUAAAGCGUUGCUCGUAACAGACGAUCACCAGGGUGCGUUCUGGUGACUAUGCGAGCGUUGAGCUCGGGAGCAAAUGCUUUCACUUUCAAAAUGGCGAGCGACCGCUCGGGACGGGGAAUGCGGAGUUCGCCGCCGUUCGGUUUUGGUCUUCAAAAGAAAAAGCCGGAGCGGCCGGCGGAUGGAAAAGCCAAUCCCUCGGCGCUCGAGGCCUUUUCCCUUUUGGCCGUCGCGCCGGUCAAGCGACGCUGCUUUGCUCCCUUCCCGGGUGGGCGGCCGCCCCCCCCCCCCUCCUCGGGAUUGCGGACGCUUCAGGAGAGAGAGAGAGAGGGUUCCGUGACUCCGCCCCCUCAACGCAGGCCGCGUCCGGAAGGAGGUCGGCCGCAGCGGAUUUGAUUACCCCCCCCCCCCCCCCCCGCUUCCAGCGCCUUUUGAUUAUGCAUCGACUUGAAUCCUCCCCAGCUGGUCUUCGGCAUCACGUGGUCUUUGGACGUGAACAAGGACGCCACUCUUGAAGGUGGAAGCACAUUUUCUCUGCACCCCAACUUACAAACCUUGAAUUCUGGAUUUUCGUUAAGCUUUGGGAUUCUAUUUUCCGAUGCUUCGGCCCCCAUCAGUCCCAGACCUGCCCCCCCCCUCCUUUUUUUAUUUUUUUAUUUUUAUUUUUUUUGAUGCGGCGUCUCCUCUUGAAACGUUGGCAGACCUGAGAGGUAUUUGCCUUCGGGAGACGAUAAUAAUCAACCAAGUUAAAGAUGGAAAAAAAAAUCUAUAUCUGUCUCUCUAUCUCUGUAUGGAUUAUGUAUAGAUAGCUUGCUUCAGAGGGAGGAAACAAAGGAUGUGGAUUAUAUCUUUUGCGGGAGAGACACGGAUCAAUCAUUAUUGUGUGCAUGUCGUGCGCACAAGUUGCCUCACUCCAGAGGAGCACUUUGCAUAUUUCCAAUUGGAAAAAAAAAAAGGUUUUUUUUUGUUUUAUUUGUUUGUUUGUUUGUUUUUAUAAAACGAAGAAAAAAAAAUAAAAAAUGGAAACGAAUGUUACAAUUAAGAUUUUCUUACGGUCCGGAAGCCGGCUUUGAGAGUUUUACGGCUGACUUGUUUGGCGGUGUUGCUCCGGGAAAGCUUGGAGCUCGAGCGGCUGGCGCUGCGUUGGAGUCGGCCUGCGAGGACGCCACGUAGGGCCGAGCAUCGCAACACGCACCCAAACGUUCUCCGUCCGAGUCCAAACUUGGGGUUGAGUAAGGCUGGCUGAUGAGGUCACCACGCCCAGUGGUUUAGGGGCGUGGCGACAGCGCUCCGCCGUCGCCGAGCUGCCUUUCCUGUGACUUUGCCGCUCAGUUGUUGUAGGCGAGGUCAAAGGUCAAACUUUCAAAGGGAACCAAAUGAUUGUUUUUUUUGUUUUUUUUUCAAAGAACGCAACCUGCAGCACUUAGUUUUGCUCCAAAGUCACGUGGCCACCUUGGAUUUUGAACCAGCAAAUCGCAGCCGAGUGCCGAGCGAAAUAGGCAAACGACACUUUCCAAUUAUGGUUCCCAAGAACAAAUGUCAGCAGCCUUGCGAGCCGCUUGGUUUGAGCAAGCAACUCGUAGCCGCUCGUCGUUUCCGCUCACUCAAUAGUCGGCAAUAGCUUUUUUUUUCUUUUUUCCUCCUUCAAGCUAAAUUGGAAGACGACAAGCCACGGCACAUUUCGUUUGUAACGAGCACGUGACCCGUGUGCUGGUGAAAACUAGCGGCCGAAGCUAAGCUAAGCUAACAACCAUUCAUCAACUUUAAUGUCACCCUCUUUUGUGCAUUUGUAUUAUUUGGGGGGUGUGGUGGGGGGGGGGCGAGAUUGGAAUGCGGGUGAGGAAGAUGACGAAGAAGAUGACGCUUGAACAAUCCAGACCGUGACUGGGUCACAACAGUCGAGUGAGAGCAAAAAGUCUUUGGCCAAGGCUCUGAAACUACCUAAAAGAAAAAGAUGUACACUAAAGUUUACAUUUGGACCAGGUCCAUUUUCAUGUCGUCAACGAAAACAAAUCACAUUUCCUUUUACCCAAGCAGUUUUCCGCUUAGAUGUUCAUGAUUUUUUUUAAUACCACCAGCCUUUUGCUUUUAAAAUUAAUGUCAUGCAUCUUUUUUUUUUUUUUUGCUGCCAAUCUUUAAAAAAAAAAACUCCCCCCCCCCCAAAAAAAACUCGUGUCUCUCUCGCGAUUUCUCCGUUUGCUUCCACCCCUUUGUCAUUUGGCUCCAGAUUACUUGGAAUGCCCCCCCCCUGCUCCCCCAGAAAAGUCUUCAUUAUUUCUGCCGACUGAAUUCUUCUUCUGAGUUAUCUUUCAUUUGUAUUGCCGUUGAUAAAAAAAAGACAAAUGUAUCGACUAUGAGAUAAAUGACACGAUAUUUGCUAGGUUUCAAGUAAUAAUGACUUAUUGUACAGAAACAUUUUCCUCCCUUGUACUGAAAAAAAAAUUAAAUGGUUGUAUAUUGUGUAGAAAAGCAAACAAAAAGCCAUGAAUAUUGUGAAGCUUGUCAUUUCGUUUUGUGACCACUGUGUAUUAUUGUGUAACAAAUGUGCAAAAUGUUGGGGAUUUUUUUUUCCUCGCUAUUUUUCCCUCUGCUUCUUAAAACAAACUCCCCGGAUGCAUUGAAUUAUGUUUGUUUGUUUUUUUAAAUUUUUUGGUUUGUUUUUAACUCCGCUUAACAGGAAAGCGCACACCGUUUUUACGCGGGUGUUUUGUUUCCUUCUUCGGGUAGCAAGACGAUAAUCCGAAGACGUUUGUUUCAUCCGAAACUGCUCGCGAUUGGCCCGAUUGCUCUCUGCUCGCGCAAUCGGGCCAACUGCUCGGUGAGCUGCACAUGCUGGCAAAACGUGGCGCCAAGAGCGCUUAAGUGGGCUCCCGUUUUCCCGGGACGCCUUCUCUCCGCCGGUUUGCUGUCGAAAAAGACGCAUGCCGAGUCACGCGGCUUCGGGGAAGCGUUUGUCGCCAUCGGGAAUUGAGGACAGAGAUCUGUUGUUGCCUUUCGGAUUUUAAAAAAAAAAAAGCCCCCACGCGCACAAAACAGCCAUUUCCUCAGAAAAAAAAGGCGUCAAGAUUUGUUUUGUCGGAAAUGUACCAAAGCAGCCCCCGCUGGCUUCAAAUACUUUUGCUGAAGCUGGGAAAAAAAAAACACAUCACAGUUGGGUCGAUGCAACGUUUUUAACCUCGCUUUUGGGGCGCUUUAACCCAUAAAGUCGGGUUCUAUUUUUCGGAUUUUCGAGUGAACAGUCGAGUCCACCCCCCCCUCCCCCCACCACAAAAAAAAAUGGGCUUAUUUUUGACCCAAGCGCUUUGCGGAUGUAAGAAACGGCGUUUGGCGGCCAAGAGAAGUUUGCGCGAGAGCCGAGCAUGCCCGGAGGCCGCUCGAUUGGACUUGGCCCGGAAGCGGUCGCUGCGACCACGCUGGCAAAGGCACAUUCGCUUUCCGCGGCAUUGCCAUCGCUCGCGGUUGCAAACAUUUGCCCUGCAAAGUCCAUUUGAAUUCACUUCCAAGUACAGUAUUUGUAUCUUCAUCUUUUGUCGUGCUGUAAAACGUUCUGGGGAGGCGAGACGCAAACGAUGAGAGGAAGCGGAGGUUAAUCUACGUCCCUUUUUUAUUUUAGGGGGGCGGGCGGGGGGGGGGUGUUUGUUUGCUUACAUCAAUCCUGACCUUUUGCACAUACUUGAUAUUUAAUGGUCUUCAAGAAAAAAAGUCAACGAAAAAUAAUGCUGUUUGAAUACUGCCAGUUGAUUGACAAUUAUGCAUCGAUCGAAAAAAUAAGCUAAUUUUGGAGGAAAUAACUUUGUAAUAUUUAUCUUGCAAGCUGUUUAAUAAAGGUUGAAACAAUUUGCUUCCAA
Hippocampus zosterae (dwarf seahorse) is the source of this 6447-nucleotide messenger RNA. RefSeq names its product GATA zinc finger domain containing 2B (gene gatad2b). Bases 1 to 2178 code for a protein of 725 amino acids. Gene Ontology annotation, biological process: negative regulation of transcription by RNA polymerase II. The transcript has 11 exons. Gene Ontology annotation, cellular component: NuRD complex. NCBI's taxonomy places the organism in Eukaryota, Metazoa, Chordata, Actinopteri, Syngnathiformes, Syngnathidae. The record is from RefSeq and is a predicted model, not a curated record. Gene Ontology annotation, molecular function: sequence-specific DNA binding.